GGGUAAGGGGGGAACGUCAAGCUGAUGUUGACAGUUGCGGGAGGUGCACGUGGUGGAAUAAAACCCGUCGUAAAUCAUCGCGCGCGCACGCCCGUACGGUGCCGGUCGCAUCCUGGGGCGCGAUGCUGUCGGGAUAAACGCCGUCGCGUCUCCCCCCCCACGACGGUGGCACGCCGCCGGGAUCGCUGUCGACGCCGCAACACGGCGGUUUCUCGGGUUAUUAAGGCGCUGUGUGUGAAGCGUCGCCUUCAACAUGGCGGUGGUGCCGUUCGUGCAGCCGUCCCGCGUUACGUUUCUCCGCUCAUCAUGACCACGGUGGAUCGCAACGGCCGCGCAUCGUCGUCGUCUCACCGCAGUCCCAGUAGUCGCAACACGGCGGCAGCAACGCACGAGGAGAGCCACGCGCCGCGCUACGCAUACGCACCACGUCGCCCGUGAACGCCGCACGGCAGAGAGGUACGUCGUGCGGAGGAGCCCACACGCAUCGUCGUCGUCGUCGUCGUCGUCGUCGUCGUCACGCAAUUCAACGCCAGGAGCAGCGUGCAUCGGGGAACGGGCAUCGCUAUCUGCGGACGGACGAUCGACCUUCCUUCGUGGAGCGCGGUGGUGCCGCGUCCCGAGCCACAGGACGGACACGGGAGUCAUCCGCGCCUCGUGUAGCCGUACGUCCUACGUACGCCGUCCUACCUCGGAGCACGAGGAGGAGGUGGAGGAUGCCUGCCCGACUGUCGUAAAUCUCGCGACUUUCGUUGUCCUCGUGCGGGGAAACUGUAUUUAUCAAAACGAUUGCGAGCUACUUACGGAGGACAUUUCUUAACGAAUGUAUCUUAUAUCAGCCUAUCUAUAAAUAAAACUACAUUUGUUACACUUGUCACAAUACCGUAGAUUGUCAACGUUGAUUGGAGAAUUUAUAUUUUAUUUAUUAUACAAGAAAAUAGUCCAAUCAAUUGCUUCCAAAGACUUGUAUAAGCUUGCAGGAAACAGGAGAGUAAUAGGAUAACCAAUAACUAGUUAAAUUAAUUUAUAGAACAAGAAGGUUUUUAUUGACGAAUUUCUUUUUAUAUCCUAGAGGUGAAAAUGUGGAAGUGAAAUAGAUCCAUUUUUAUUAGCUACAAAGGAAUUUAACUGAUGAUAUAAACAAUAUAACAAUUUACAAUAUAUAUGUAUAUUGUAUAUAUAGAUAUAUAUACAAUAUAAUUGUAUAAUUGUCUUUACAAAUAUAAUAGUCAAAAUAUAUAUUUAAAAUCAAAAUUAAGAGAAAUCGAAUUCUCGUCAGAAGCAGUUUGAUCAGUGUAUCUUACCUAUCGUGCCUCCUUAUUUCAUCGCUGUCAUUCGUCUUGAACGGAGAAGCAAUCUCCUAGUGCUUCUCCAAAAUAUUUUUUAGGACAUCUUGCUCUUAUUGAUUCGUCUCACUGCAGUCUGCCAAAAUUUUGCGAAUAAAUAAACACUUAGGUAAAACAAUUAGAAGGGAGGGCGACGUUAAAAUUAGCUGAUAUCUUGUAAGAGACUGGCUUUAUACAUAGUAAAAAAAAUAUCGUUCAUGUUGCCAAUAUAUUAUGAUCCUUUUCUCUUUAUUUGACACAAAUAAUUAUUAUCGGUACCGUUCUUACUUUCGCUGAUAAGACUUUCCUGUUCAAUAAAAUAAUACUCAGUGUUCCAUGCAAGUUGCCUGAAUAUCGUAAAGUCCGUUAAACUUUUAAUCAUUAAUAAUGGCUGAAACACAAAGAAUGACUGUGUUCGGAAGGCAUCCCCCAUGCGCUAAUAGUAGCAGAUUGGACGAACGCCGAGCUAAGAGAUUGGCGUUGCGGCACGAGAGGAACAGGAAGCCGGACAAGCCGGACGAUUUCGUAUGUUACGAGUCGAGCGACGACGAGGCCGAGACGGUGACCGAGGGCAAGCAGUUCCUGAGAACGUCCUUCAACUUCGUGGAUUACGUGCGCGCACGCGAAACGAAUACGCGCGAAGUGCGGAAUAUCAAUCAGGAAUACGGUUCCCGUCAUAUACUGACACACGAUCUGUUUAAGGAGUACUCGGUCAGCUUGAACAAUAUGAACAAAGUAUUCUGUUCUCAGUGGUUGAGUGAUAGACAAGUAGUAUUUGGUACAAAGUGCAAUAAGCUUAUGGUUUACGACGUGGCGACGCAAAAACUAGACCAGAUUCCGUCUCUUCACGGAAGACAGCUUAGCCCGGGCGGUAACGUUAUGCCCGAGCAGCAAUGUGGCAUUCAUUCCGUUCAAAUCAAUCCCUCAAGAACUCUUUUAUCCACGGGAGCGAGAAAUAGUAACGAAAUAGCGAUAUAUAGAUUACCGACUUUGGAUCCGGUUUGCGUCGGCGAGAGCGGCCAUAGGGAUUGGGUAUUCGAUAUGUGCUGGUUGGACGAUGAAUUUUUAGUGUCCGGCUCUAGAGAUACAAAAAUGGCUCUAUGGCGUAUUGAUAGUGAUCUCGCUGAAGCCCCCGAUAAAGCAGAUGUGCCUACACAUAGAUUGAUUCAGCCUGUCUGCGUGAAGGAGUGCAAGUCCGCGCAGAAGGUGCGAGCACUAGCAUUCAAUAAAGCAUACAAGGAGAUCGCAGCAUUGACCCUCAAUAGCUUUAUACAUAUCUGGUCGGCCGAAUCCUUUAAACAGAAAAUAUCUAGAAAACUGCCAGCCUGCCAGGAAAACGUUUGUCUCGCUGUACAAGAUGACGGUGUCUACGCGAUUGGAUGCAGAUCUUACACACUUCUGUUGGACGCGCGUACAUUGCAACCGAUUAAAAAAAUACCGUCAAGAUAUAGCGGUUGUGGCAUCAGAUCGGCAAGUUUUCAAGGCUCUGUUCUAACUAUCGGAACUGGUCUAGGAAUGCUUAUGUUCUACGACGUUAGGGCUCAGAAAUAUCUAGAAUCUUCUAUAAAUUCUAAUAGGACUGUCGUGUUGAAAGCUUCGAAAGGAUAUGUGUUUCCGGACGAGGAGUACAUAGAUGGUUUCCAAAAUGUGAAGUACACUCCCGCCAUUUAUACACAUUGCUAUGACGCAUCGGGUACUCGGCUGUUUACGGCAGGUGGUCCAUUACCCGCAAAUCUUUAUGGCAACUACGCAGGAUUAUGGCAAUGAAGAUUUAUGCGAAUGAAACCACACAAGUACGAUAAUUGCUAAAUUAAGCAAUUAGAAUAUAAGUUGUAGAGAUGUGGGAAUCAAAAUUUUUUGCCGUCGAAUCAAAUUUUUUUUGUUUGAAUACGAAUUGAAUUUGAAUUGAAUCUGAAUUUGAAUCGAAUUAAAUCGAAUCGUAUCAUUGAAACAUAACUUUUAAUUAAUAACAUAAAUAUUGUUAGGUUAAACUUUUAUAUACAGAGUAAUAAAAAGGAUUCUACGUAAGAAAAAUAACGAUUAUAUGAUGCUACGAUACAAUCAUUUUAAGACUCCUGACUACUACAGUCAAGAACUCCGCAACGGUAACGACAUUAUAUAGGAAUCAGAACCUUGUUUAUCAUAUUAAGUUCUACGUCAUAUGUCGGUGUUAUACGUCGUAAGAAUUCUACAAUAUGCCAUAUACCGGUAUCGUCAAUUAAUCGAAUGUAAAGAGAAGAGAAACUGUGAAAAUUGUUGACGAAGACUUGUCUUGCGUGCCAUUUCGUUAUUGCUUAAUUGCGAAAAUGUGACAUGUCUAUUUAUCAAAUUCAUAAAAAUAGAUGAAAAAUAAAGUUAUUUUGUAUAUAAAAGCAUAUUUUUACUUCUUUUAACAGCUGUCACCGUGAGUUUUCUUGCUCGAAUAGGUUUCACUUUACGUGCCUUUUACGACUAUUUACUUACUGUCAGUGGCGAAAAGGAUGGUUUCCAUCCAUUUUUAUAAGUUUUUUAAAGUGAUCUUAUUUUUUUAUAUUUUAUCCAAGUUCUCUUUAUGUAAAAAUGGCACGCAAGAAACUUUUACAUGUCAUUUGCUUAUGACGUCUCGAUUCUAAUAUAGCGGUGACUAGUCAGGAGCCUUAAAUAUAUAUUGUAUUUAAAUAUUUGGUAUGAAACUGAUAAAAUUUAUUUUACUUACAAUUUAAUAACAAGGCCACAGUACUUGUCAAAGUACAUGUGACUAAUCAAAUUGGAGGAGACUAAAAGUCAUCAAAUUGAAGAGUAACUUAUUGUUAGAGGAAAUUGACAUCGAUUUUAGAAUUCACGUUAUUUAUACGUUUUUCCAAAUGUAAUCUUAGAAAGAUAUCUUUUAUUCUUGCAGCACUGUUUUACUUAUUAACGGGAAAUAUGAUUUUAUGAAAUUGUCAAUAUGUAACUUGUAUUUAAACCUCUUAAAUUCGAAAUUUCGAAUAAUUCAGAUUCAAAUUAUCAGAGAUUCAAAUUCGAAUCAAAUCGAAUCUUUUAUUUAAUUCGAUUUGAUUCGAUUUGUAUUCGAACAGUUCACACAUCUCAAAUAAGUUGUAUGUACAUGUUGUAUGAAGGGCUUGACUGCUUGAUUAUUUCAGAAUUACAGACUACGAUGUUUGAAGUUUCUUAUCAAUUUAAUGUUUUAGGUCUCGAAAAGACGAUAAACUUGUCAAAAAAAACCUAA
Molecule: messenger RNA, 4530 nt
Organism: Wasmannia auropunctata (little fire ant)
Lineage: Eukaryota; Metazoa; Arthropoda; Insecta; Hymenoptera; Formicidae
Gene: DCAF12
Product: DDB1- and CUL4-associated factor 12
Exons: 7
Coding region: 1710-3089 (459 amino acids)
Cellular component (GO): Cul4-RING E3 ubiquitin ligase complex
Molecular function (GO): protein binding
Source: RefSeq, a predicted model, not a curated record